UUUGCAUGCAAGAUAACAGCUGAUUGGACAGUUUGUUUGCUGUUAGAACCACGCCCACUUAACAAAAAUGAUAAUCAAAGAGGGCUUUACUUUACUUUUGUUCCUGGCCUGGAAGGGAAAAGUUUCAAUGUGUGGCGUACUUACGUAGUCUACGAAAACGCCACAUGAUGUAUGCUUGAUGGUACUAGGUCACGCUGCCAGGGAAAUGGCACGAAUGAAGUCUUGAAUGUCGUAUUUUACAUAUUUGAGGAGGGAAUAUGUACUUCGCCUUCCCCAUUUUUUGUUUUUGUGUGUAAGGAAUCCUGCUUGCUUGUAGGCUGUGGUGUAGUGAUGUUUAAUUCGUUUUGGAUAACUGACAAUGUAGUCAUGACAGUAUUGCGCCCUGUAGUCAAGUCUGACAUAUCUGUGUUUAUGUUUUGUAGUGAAUGAAUUAAGUAAGCCCGUAGUCAGCCGUGUGUCUACGUAAUAUGCAAGUUUUUGAAAUGCCGUUACAACAGAUUAGCGUUUCGCCACUUGAUUGGGUCAAAGAAAAUACAAAUGCAAGCACCCAGAACCAGGACUGGAAAGCGCAGGAGCCCAUGUUCACAACUUCGAGUCAGCAUCCACCAGAACGUUGUGCAUCCCAGGCUUCAACUCUUUCUAACAACCAUGAUAUAUGCAGAAUCUGCCACUGUGAAGGAGACAGUGAGGUGCCCCUCAUUGCACCAUGUUACUGUGCAGGAUCCCUGCGAUAUGUUCAUCAGGCUUGCCUGCAGCAAUGGAUCAAGUCUUCAGACAUCCGAAGCUGUGAGCUUUGUAAAUUUCAGUUCAUCAUGCAGAGCAAGAUUAAACCAUUUAGUGAGUGGCAGACACUGGAGAUGUCUGGUGUGGAGCGCCGCAAGCUCCUGUGCUCUGUCACAUUCCAUGCUGUGGCUUUGACUUGUGUUGUAUGGUCACUGUAUGUCCUGAUUGAUCGUACAGCAGAAGAGAUAUACAAAGGUAUUCUUGAAUGGCCAUUCUGGACAAAACUCAUUGUUGUGGCUAUUGGAUUUACUGGUGGUAUUGUCUUUAUGUACAUCCAGUGCAAAGCUUAUCUUCAUUUGUGCCGACGCUGGAAGGCAUUCAACCGGGUGAUAUUUGUCCAGAAUGCUCCAGAAAAGGUUGCCUUGCCACCGUCAAAUUCCCAGCCACCGGUAGCAAGAGAAGAAUCACUGCUAGUGUCAGAGACCUGCUGUGGAGUUGUCACCUCGGCCGAUGUUGGAAAGGGAAAACGCAGAGGGAAUGAGUUGGCUAAUGCAACUUCUGUGGAUUCUACUUUCCAUGGAGGGAAAUGGAAGAGUUCAUGUAAGAGUAGGGUAGAAGAGAAACAACAUGAGAGACCAGUUUCUGUUUCUGACAACAUACUUUUGACAUGUACUGAAUCUGGAAAUGAAGAAUUACUUAAGAGAGUUACUGUAGUUGAUAAUGGUAAUGAUUAUCAGUCCCUAGUGUCAGAGACCCUUGAUGGUUAUGGUAUUUGUGAUAUAAGCAAUUUAAAGGAUAGCGACUGUCAAGACAGCACAGCUAAUAUAUCAAGUAUAAAGUUUUCUUACGAUGAUUUGUCUCAUGUAAUUGUAGACAAUUGUUUAACUGAAAAUGAAUAUGAAGAAAUGAGUCACCUUUUACAAGAAGAGAACAGGAAGUGUGAAAGUGUAUGUAGAAUUGGUGGGAGUCGCCAAGGUGCAGUUGGUUUUGUGUUUCUUCCAUCUCUUGCAUCUCCUCUGGCCAGACAGACAGAAGCAGAGGGGAGGGGAGUAUUCCAAGACAGAGACAUACCCAAUACAUCCACUAGCUGUACUGUGAGUUCAAGUAGCAGUGAAGAAUCAGUUCGGUCACCAUCAAUACGGUUGCUGCAACAAAAUCGAAAAUCACUGAAUGAUACAGGACUGUCGCUUAAACAGUUACAGACUCCAUCUUUGCCGGCAAGACCAUGGACUGUUGGUCCUUCCAACUCGGGUGUGAAGCGGGUGUCUGAUGUGGCAUCUGAUCAAACAGGUGAAGUGCCAGCAGCUACAGCCCGACCAAAGUUCUCUCUUGGGUCCCAGUCCCCACUUAUUUCUGUAGCCCCUGUGAAUGAAGAUUCUACAAAUGCUACAUGAUGACUGCACAAAUUGAACAAAAUUCAUGAGGUGCAAAGAAAAUUUAUUUCAGAAUAUUUAUAAUAGAAUCCAUUGUUUUAUAAAAUUAGGCCUAUUUAAAACAUU
This is a messenger RNA of Cryptotermes secundus, 2222 nucleotides long. RefSeq lists its product as uncharacterized. Bases 468 to 2117 code for a protein of 549 amino acids. Lineage: Eukaryota; Metazoa; Arthropoda; Insecta; Blattodea; Kalotermitidae. Gene Ontology annotation, molecular function: MHC protein binding; zinc ion binding; ubiquitin protein ligase activity. Gene Ontology annotation, biological process: immune response; antigen processing and presentation of peptide antigen via MHC class II; protein polyubiquitination. Gene Ontology annotation, cellular component: cytoplasm; late endosome membrane; early endosome membrane. The transcript has 4 exons. The record is from RefSeq and is a predicted model, not a curated record.